This is a messenger RNA of Melozone crissalis (California towhee), 1225 nucleotides long. It is a transcript of the gene AGR3, whose product is annotated as anterior gradient 3, protein disulphide isomerase family member. The record is from RefSeq and is a predicted model, not a curated record. Lineage: Eukaryota; Metazoa; Chordata; Aves; Passeriformes; Passerellidae. Gene Ontology annotation, molecular function: dystroglycan binding. The transcript is spliced from 9 exons. Bases 197 to 694 code for a protein of 165 amino acids. Gene Ontology annotation, cellular component: endoplasmic reticulum.
ACAAGACACCUGAUACAAGCUCAGAUGAAGAGAAAUGCAAGGAUUCAGUGUGAAUGUGCUGUUGCUGCUACACAGAGACCUGGGCAGCUCAGGUGUUCUGUGCUUAAAUAGCUGAUUUUUAACUAACAAAUUCCAGGAAAAGGACCUUCAAUCAGGAGAACUGGUCGCUGUGUUUCCUUGCAUUGGAAGGGAAAUAAUGCUCCAUUCUACACUGGCCUUGUCCCUCCUGCUAAUUGCAGUCACUUCCAACCUUGCCAUGGCAAUUAAAAAGGAAAAACGAGCACCUCAGACCCUGUCAAGAGGGUGGGGAGAUGAAAUUACAUGGGUACAAACUUAUGAAGAAGGACUUUAUCAAGCAAAGAAAAGUAACAAGCCACUGAUGGUAAUUCAUCAUUUGGAAGACUGCCAAUACUGCCAAGCACUGAAGAAAGCUUUCGCAGAAAACGAAGAAAUACAGGAAAUGGCCCAAAAUAACUUCAUUAUGCUGAAUCUCAUGCAUGAAACUACAGAUAAAAACCUGUCACCUGAUGGACAGUAUGUGCCUCGAAUCAUGUUUGUAGACCCAUCUCUCACGGUAAGAGCUGAUAUCACAGGAAGAUACUCCAACCGGCUGUACACGUACGAGCCGCAGGACAUGAUGUUCCUAAUAGAGAACAUGAAGAAAGCACUACGCCUCAUUCAGACAGAACUGUAACCAGUAACAGUGAAAUGACCAGAACCUCCACGAGGUGAAGCUGCACCUCUCUGUCUCUACUUGCAAGCUGAACUUUUACCAAGCAGAUUUGGUAUAUCAGAUUUCAUAAAAAAUGUUUAUGUGCAACUUGGAGAACAAAAAUAGAAUGACUAAAGCACCCAUUUGGAAAACGUGAGGAGAAAUAUUAAACACUUUGCAAUUAAUUAUCUAAAUAACUGAAAAUUAUGUUUUUAAGUGCAUCAAAUUCAAGCUGUAUUUUAGCAAUCCAAUUAUGACUCAGUUAGGUGAGCUAUGACUACUGAAGAGGAGUUACAAACAAUCUUUUUGACGUCUAUUUGCAAUUUAUUACAUGAGUUAAUAUUUGCAUCUUGCCUUCCCAUUUUAACUUUUAUUGCAAGAAGCUUAUUAAUUGUUAGUGUACCCCUGCUUUAUACAGUCAUUUUUCAUUGAAGGAAAGGAAACUUUGCUGUCAAAUCAGACUGGAAAGCUCAUACUACAAAUUUUGGAAUAGCUUACAUAGGGGAAAAAAAC